Messenger RNA from Vitrella brassicaformis, 435 nucleotides. The record is from the annotation of a GenBank genome assembly. NCBI's taxonomy places the organism in Eukaryota, Vitrellaceae.
AUGGCAACGAGUCGGUACGCCAGGAUGCUGCAGCUUUGGUAGGUACAGAGGCACUUCACACACGGGCACACAGACAUGUGUCGCGGGAGGUGGCGUCAUGUCCUCUCUCUGUUGUGCUCUCAUGCCUGCAGGUGGCUGACACUUCCACACAGACAGAAGCGCAGGAGGAUGGGCAGCAGCAGGUAUGCACACAGAUUGCACACCACACCAGAGGCAGGGAGGGGGCCAUGGGUGGCCGACAUCUUUGUCUGUGUGUACACCCGUCUCUUUGUCUGGGCCCUCCUGUCGAUUGGGUGUGCGGGCAGGCCGCUCCCCCAGUUCUGUCGAGUCGUCCCCCCGCCCCUCCCCCGCCACCACAGCCGCCCAGCGAGCCGUCGGCAUCGUCGGAGGAGCCGGCAGACGCGACAGAACCUGAGCGUGAGGCGGUGGAUUUGA